Messenger RNA from Cladophialophora immunda, 2282 nucleotides. RefSeq lists its product as uncharacterized. The coding region runs from base 732 to 1982 and encodes 416 amino acids. The record is from RefSeq and is a predicted model, not a curated record. Gene Ontology annotation, cellular component: mannan polymerase complex. NCBI's taxonomy places the organism in Eukaryota, Fungi, Ascomycota, Eurotiomycetes, Chaetothyriales, Herpotrichiellaceae. Gene Ontology annotation, molecular function: alpha-1,6-mannosyltransferase activity. The transcript has 4 exons. Gene Ontology annotation, biological process: protein N-linked glycosylation.
CACAUCUGAAGCCACAUCAAUAACCUGUCCUCCCCUGCAACGGCAAAAAGUCAGCCCUUUAGCUAAGUUAAACCCAUUCUUGCCUCCGCCUCGCAACGACAUCUUUCCACCAGGAGAACAGCCGCAGGGCCGGUAUUAAGUUGUUCCGGCAAGUGGAGGCGCACGACAACACCAAACAGCUCCGCCUCGUUCAUCGUCCAUCCAGAAUGCGCGAGUGACACGCCGACACCAAUCACGUCGAUCGUUUUGUGGCACGUUGGGGAAAUCACUGGCAUUGUCGAUGGUCUCUGGCGUCCCGAUACACAGACACAGCGGCGCCCUUUUGCAUCGCCCUCACCACUACCCGCACGUGGUCCCGUACCGUUGUUCGUGUUCCUAGCUUGUUGGCUCCCUGGAAUCCCCUGGCAAUGACCAACUUUUCCCCUCGCAGAUCCUGUCCGAGCUUCGUGCUACCGUGUGGCUUUGGGCUUGCGGCGACUCGUCUGGAAUUUUUACCAUAGCAGCAACCAUAACCACUCAUUCUCACCCUCCUUCCUCGAACAAUGCCCAUACCUGCGUGUUAAAGUAUGCUUCCAAGCCAAACCUUGAACCAAGCUACAUUCAUUUACAUUGCGCUCUUGUCUCCGACUUUCCUUUGAGUGUCGUUCCACGUCAAUCACUCGUGUCAUUUUGGCAACUCCUUCAUCUCCUUUGCACACGCGCCUUGCCGCACCUCUUUCAACUUCUCGAGUAUGAGAGUGGCCUGGCUUUUUUCUCGCCAAUUUCAACGCCGUCUCCUAAUAUCUCUCAUUCUGUCCGUCCUUGCCAUUUGGUGUCUACUUCCACCAAGUCCAAAACAUGGUGUACAGCCAGCCGAGCUGGAGCGACAAUACCCCUUACUUUGGCGGCACGUGCAUACGUUCAACGGUACUGGAGGAGCAUGGUAUAUUCCGCCCUCGUGGCUGUCGUCAGCCGAUUUCCAGCCGGAGACAAUAGUCGAUGCGGCGCUUCUGGCUUCGCAAGCUGCCAACAGCAACAAGCGCCGAUUCAUCGACCGUUCUUCCAUUCCAUUAGUACUUCACCAGACUUGGAAAAAUCGAUGUGUGGACACAUGGUCGGAUCUGCUCCGCGCCAGUGUGGAGAAAUGGUUGAACUAUGUAGUGUCCGACGACAUGGCUUAUUUCUUCUGGGAAGACGAUGGCAUUGUACGAAUGUUAGCCGAGUUUGAACCUGAUUUUGUUCAUCGCUUCGUGGCCUUGCCAUCGAAUGUGGAACGGGCUGAUGUCUUCCGCAUCUUGGUUUUGAAAUGGUUUGGUGGAAUUUAUGCAGACGUGGAUACUCGACCGCUUCGCCGGCCUGCCUCCUGGGUGGCCGCUUCUGACCUUGCUCCCUGGACGGACUCCGUGACGGAAAUGAACUUUUCCUUCGACAACCCCGUAAGCAGCAUUCUUGGGAUUGAAGCUGAUUGUGUGCCUCACAAGAAUGACUAUUGGCGUAUGGGGUAUUCAUACCCUGUCCAACUCACGCAAUGGGCUUUAGCUUCAAGUUCCGGCCACGCCAUUCUUCUACGCUUCAUGGACACCCUUCAACGAAGGCUGGAAGAUAUUGCGAGGCGCAACAGGGGAGAUAUCAGCGUUCCGGAGGCAGUCAGGGAACUACGACAAAUUGGACCAGUGUCUUUGACGGGACCAGUUGCUGUGACCGUCGCAGCGAAGACUUGGCUAGAGGAACGCACCGGGUUGCGGUGGAACGCUUUGACUGGAUUGCUCGAUGGCGGUCAAAGCAAGCUAGUGGAAGAUGUUCUGAUCUUGCCAAUCACUGGAUUUAGCCCCGGACGAGGCAGAUACGGCAACAUGGGCUCGAAGCCGGUAACAGACCCUUCAGCGCGAGUUUGGCACCGGGCGCAAGGGUCUUGGCACACCUUCAACGCCAAGGUUGAAUUCGGAAAGGUCUGUCGGACAUUGUUUGGACUGUGCAAGGACUGGCCGAAGCAGCCAGGCUGAUUAGAAGACGACCGAUGGUUGGAGACCUGGGGAUACGUCUUGCGCUAGGCUAGCCACGGAGUUAGGAAGGUCGUCAGGUUGUACAAUAGGCCACGAGGGGUCCAGAGACUGGCGAGCAAGAACUGGCUAUCACUCUCUUGUUCACAUUGGAUACUGCGGAAUAUUCGAUUGGUAUUAGGUAGGGGAAGCCGCCAGUCUACUUUCGAUAUGGCGUCAUUCUCGAGAUCAGAAACAGUUCGGGAGGAUGUCUGUCCGCACGGUGUAACAUUGCCGCCCUGAACCUCCAUGACUCGACCAGAC